AUGUCUAAUUUAUAUUAUUGCAUUUAAAAUAUUUUUCCAACCGCGGUAUAUUUUAAUGUGAUUACAAUACCUACAGUUUCUUUUGACAAUCAUAAAAUGUAGUAAGAUUUUCAUAAUUCAUGACUCAUGAUUGUUAAUCUGUCGCCAUGUUGGCUUACCAUGUUAAUAACCACUUGUAAGCCGUAAGCUAAUAAUCUAUAUUAUCUAAUGAUAUGGUUGCAAGACAUAUUGGUCAUUGUCAUUUGCCGGCGCGAUCUCACUCAAGUCUCAAAAAUCUGAGCUAUUAAGAACGACGAGAACUAAUAGUUCAUCGUCUCCGAACAGUCAAACCGACAAUCAGUUUCGUCGUGUAGUAUUACGGAAGUCUGAAGACGCGAGUAACACAUCUAUUUUUAUCUAUCCAUCAAAAAAUGAAUGAAGCUAUAAGAUUAGAUCUGCAAGAUAAGGCUGCACACAUAAGUUCAUUAAACAAAACUCCAGCCUCUAUUGUACAAGAAUAUGCAGCUAAAAAUCGCCUUGUUCCUCAAUACAAUCUCAUUCAUAAUGGUAUUGCUCAUAGUAAGAUCAGCUUUAAGUAUAGUUUGACUAUGGAUGAUUAUGUUGCUGUAGGCGAAGGGUCUUCCAAAAAAGAAGCCAAACAUGUGGCAGCAUUAAAUCUUCUUAAAUUUAUGAUUGAUGAUAAACCCCAAUUAUUAAAAACUGAUUUUAAACAGUGGGAUUUUGAUAAUCACGUGGUAUCUCCAUUUGAUAAAAAUAUUAAAGAAAACGCUGUUGGAAAACUGAAUGACAUUUGUACAAAUAAUAAGCUGGGAAUACCAGAAUUUCAUUUAGUUAGAGAAGAAGGACAAGCCCAUGCUAAACUAUUUACUUUAAGUUGUCAUGUAGCUAAAAUGAUAGAAACAGCAACACACAAAACCAAAAAACAGGCCAAACAUUUAGCUGCUGUUCAGAUGGUAAACAGAUUAAUGUCCAUUGACAAGUCACUGGUUAUGGAAGCGGUAUCGCCAGUAUCAGAUUCCAGGAAAGUCUUGGAACAAGUCGAAAUUAUCAAAUCAGAGCAACUUAAAAAAACUAUACCUAUGGAUGAGCAAUUUACUAACUAUCAUAUACUUUUUAAAAAUACUGAAUGGCUACACUCAGAUACACUAAAUAAAGUUAUCAAUCAGUACCACAAAAACGAUGACUUUGACUUACCUGAAUCUUUGAACAUUUUGUACAAAAUUGUCAAUGAAACUGGAAUGUGCUUGACUUCAAUACCUAUAGAUGAAGAAUUUAUUACUGUAACAUAUCGUUCUUUUUUUAUUUUUUCUAUAGAAAAUGUAUACCCUCCUGUUUGUGGUGUGGGUGAAGCUGACACCAUUGAAAAUGCUAAAUAUGUUGCUGCCAAACGGUUACUCAUUGCAAUUUGUAUAUUAUUAAAUUGAAGACAUUUCAUUUUAUUCUACAAUAAUUCAAGUUAAAUAAACAAAACAAAAAA
Molecule: messenger RNA, 1477 nt
Organism: Melanaphis sacchari
Lineage: Eukaryota; Metazoa; Arthropoda; Insecta; Hemiptera; Aphididae
Gene: r2d2
Product: interferon-inducible double-stranded RNA-dependent protein kinase activator A homolog
Exons: 2
Coding region: 411-1424 (337 amino acids)
Source: RefSeq, a predicted model, not a curated record